GCUCGGGUUAGCUGGGAGAAACAUCGGGAUAGUGUAGACGGCGAGACAAUGGGAGACGGGGACGUAGGGAAUUGCUUGGUCGAGGGAGAUUUUUUUUGAGGGGGACAAUUGUGGUAGACCGCGAUGCAAGGGGAGAAUGAAAGACGGUGGUAACUGGGGUAGACGUCGAGACGUGUAUUCUAGGGAAUACGGCGAGAGGGGGAGAUGGCAGGGGGAGAGCUACGAAGACCAACAUAUUGUGGAUGAAAGGAAGAGGUACUUGGGGGGUGGGGGGAGGACACGGGAGUUCGGUUGGAUUAAGAGGAAGCGGAAUGAUACAAAGCACUUGUCUAUGGAGGGCCGCUUUGACACGCCAUCCUCCAAGUCACUGCGAGUCAAUGGCUCCCGCAGUCGCAGCUCCAUCGCGUGUGGGGAGGAGCUCCCCCACAUCGGCAACUACCGUCUCCUAAAGACCAUCGGCAAGGGCAACUUUGCCAAGGUGAAGCUGGCAAGACACAUCCUCACCGGCAGAGAGGUGGCCAUCAAAAUAAUUGAUAAAACUCAGCUGAACCCAACAAGUCUUCAAAAGCUCUUCCGAGAAGUCAGGAUAAUGAAGUGUCUGAAUCACCCCAACAUCGUGAAACUCUACGAGGUGAUCGAGACGGAAAAGACGCUGUACCUGGUCAUGGAAUACGCCAGUGGUGGGGAGGUGUUUGACUACCUCGUGGCACACGGGCGCAUGAAGGAGAAGGAGGCACGUGCCAAGUUCCGGCAGAUCGUGUCUGCUGUGCAGUACUGUCACCAGAAGAACAUUGUGCACAGGGAUCUGAAGGCAGAAAACCUUCUCUUGGAUGUGGACAUGCACAUCAAAAUCGCUGACUUUGGCUUCAGCAACGAGUUCACGCUCGUCAACAAGCUGGACACGUUCUGCGGGAGCCCCCCCUACGCCGCGCCAGAGCUCUUCCAGGGCAAGAAGUACGACGGGCCCGAGGUGGACGUCUGGAGCCUCGGAGUCAUCCUCUACACGCUCGUCAGCGGGUCGCUGCCCUUCGACGGCCAGAACCUGAAGGAGUUGCGGGAGAAGGUUCUGCGCGGCAAGUACCGCAUCCCCUUCUACAUGUCCACCGACUGUGAGAAUCUACUCAAGCGCUUCCUGGUGCUCAAUCCAAUCAAGCGGGGAAGCCUAGAGCAAAUCAUGCGCGACAGGUGGAUGAACGUGGGUCACGAGGAGGACGAGCUGAAACCCUACCAGGAGCCCGAGCUUGACAUCAACGAUCAGAAAAGGAUCGAGAUAAUGAUUGGCAUGGGCUACACGAUGGAUGAGAUUGUGGGAUCUCUUUCUGCAAAAAAGUAUGAUGAGAUCAUGGCCACGUACCUUCUGCUGGGAAACAAGAGCCCUGACAGUGGCCGUAACUCAUGGUCGGGGAGCACCCUCUCGCUGCCAAAGCUACGUGGGGGAACAGAGGGCGGAGGUGGGGGCCUGGGCCCCUCCCCCUCUCCCUCCGUUUCUCGAGUGCAACGCAGCGUCACCACCAACCAGAAGAACCGGCAGCGUGCCAACGACAACCCGGGCCUCACGAUCCCCACGUCGACGUCGUACAUCCGGCGCAGCCAGACCAACACGUCAGAGCUGGAGCGCGGCGGCGGCGGCGGCGGCGGCGGCACCGACGGGAGCGCAACGUCGCGGCGCUGGGCCAACUCGAGCGCGUCCACGAGGCGCACGGACCCCGCCACAAGCCCCCUGCUGGGCAAGCAGACGAGUCCCACCAAGACGCCCAGCUCCAACCGCAAGAAGGCGUCCGCCAUACCCACCAGUGAUGCGGCCCCACUGCCCAGCAGCAUCAUCCGGCGCAACACCUACAUCUGCGAGCGCAGCAGCGGCGAGCGCCACCCCUCCACGCACAACGGCAAGGACGCCGGCCCCCCUGUUGCCGCCAUCCCAAGCUCCGGUUCCAUCCCACCCACCACCUCGCGCCCCAUCCGCCAUUACAAAACCGUGUCUCCAGCCACAGCCAGCCGCCCCUCCCGGACCGCCCUGCAACGCAUCGAGGACCGCGAUGCCCCGCCACGAUCAAACUCCGUCCUGGGCCAGCGCAUCCCGGCCAUGUCGCCGUCCACGCACAGCAUCAACAACAACGCGCCGGAGACGGGCUACUUUUCGCGGGGUGUGUCGGCACGCAACACCGUGCACGGGGGCCAGCUGCCCGAGACGGCGCGGAGCGCGGCCUACAACGCGCCGCCGUCACCCUCCCUCUCCCACGACCACGAGGCACUGUCCCAGUCUCGCCGCGGCCCCUCCACCAUCUUCUCCAAGCUCACCUCCAAGUUCAGCCGCAGAGUCACGAUGGACCCUCCCAAGAGCGCCUCCGCGCAUGCCCCUGCCGUGACCAGCACCCCGGGUGCCAAGACCGCCCGUCCACAGCCCGGAGUUAAAGAGCCAGACCUGAAAGUCCAAGUAGCUACAUAUCUGGGAAUUCGAAAGACCAAGUCGAAGAAGCAGGGGCCCAGCCAGCCAACCUCGCCGGGGGUGUGACGCCUGCCCCCCCGCCACCCCCGCCACCCCCGCGCCGCCCGCUCGCUCACCUGCCCGGCUCAGGGCCCCAGCGGGCUUACGGGAUUUGCUUCCGGCUGCCGGCUGUUCACGGGCCAGUCAGUGUUUGGUCUCCUGCCCUGGCUGUCUGGUUACUGGACAUUGACUUGAGGAGAGCCUGGUCGGUCAGCUGGUUUGGUUCCUGAACCCAGGUACCCGGUUUAGUGCUUCUCCUCCCGCUGUGCGCUGUCCUAACACUUGAUGAGCACUUUGUUUUGAGUCUUGGCCUGCCUAGCCAGCUGUAGCUGGCCGGGCUGGCUGGCUUGCUGGUUGUCUGGCUAUCUGUGGUUGGCCCGAGUGGCUGAUGGCUGACUGGUUGGCCGUGCGGAUGGCUGGUUGGCUGACUGGUUGGCUGACUGGUUGGCUGUGCGGAUGACUGGUUGGCUGACUGGUUGGUUGUGCGGAUGGCUGGUUGGCUGUCUGGCUGGGUGGCUGUGCGGUUAGCUGGUUGGCUGACUGGCUGGUUGGUUGUGCGGUUGGCUGGUUUGCUGACCGGCUGGUUUGCUGACCGGCUGGUUUGCUGACCAGCUGGUUUGCUGACCGGCUGGUUUGCUGACCGGCUGGUUUGCUGACCGGCUGGUUUGCUGACCGGCUGGUUUGCUGACCGGCUGACCGGCUGUCCGGCUGGUUGCUUGUGUGGAUGGUUGUGUGGAUGGCUGUCUGGUGUGUGUGUUUGAUGCUCAGCUGCUAUUGUGACUGGCUAGCCGCCUGUCUCAAUAAGUUACCCCCCCCUUCCUAUCCUGGGGAGGGGUGGUGGGGGGGCAGGUUAAAAGCUGAAAAUACUUUUGAUACCAGGGUAGAUUGGCAGAACAAAGGCAGGAUUAAAAAAAGAGAUGUAAAUAUUAUAAGAAUAUGGGGAUUUCAAUCAUUUGUUUGCACAAAGCUGUGAAGUCAUAAACAAAUUUAAAGCAUUUGGAAAGUCUUCCUUAUGAAUAGUGUUUGAGUAGAUAUGAUAAUUAUUGAGACUGACCUAAUGUAUGUGGCUGUAGCUUGUUUGGGUGAGAGGGUGAAGGGGGGGGGGCCCGGGGGUGGUGGUGAGAGCACGCAGCUCGUGAUGUCACAGCGAGAGUGCGAACGCCUUUUAGGACAAGAGGAAGCGCAGCCUCUGUGCCAGUGUUAGGGGGACGGUGCUCAGAGCGGUUCUGUACAUACAGGCGACGCCUGCAAAAGGCAGUUGGAGGCAGGUGCGCACAUUCCAGCACGGAGUCGAGGGUCAGGUGUACGAGUUUAUGCCUAUGCCAAACAGUUGACUUCUUCAAGUUUAACCGAGGAGUCUAAAAAUAGCCAACUUGGGAGAAAAAAUAAAAACUUGAUUCUGUACAUUUCCUGUCUUGGGAGGAAGUUGUGUGUAGUGGGGGGGGGGGGGGUGGCGACCGCGCGUGUCCGUCGUACGCGUGCGUGGGUGGCGGCAAACCGGGGUCGCACGCAGACGAACAACACUUUGCAGCUAUAAACACGCGGAGCAAUGCAAGGAUCCUCCUCCUCUUCUCGGAUGAUCCCCUUUGGCAGUGAAGCUCCACCUUCCUUAUCAACGUCACGUUAACGCUGUCGUGAAAAUCGCACCCACGGUCAAAUCGCUCUGAAAUUUCUCCGGAUCUCGCCAAAGUAUACGGAAGUUAUGAGAGCAGGGUUGAGCCUGGAUUGUAAUGCGGAAGGGAGACUGCCAGGUAAUACCAGGUGUUGUAGGAUUUGGGGCUGGAAAGUUGCUAGGAGGUCGGCCGUACAGAAAAUUGGUUCUCUGGAAUCCUAUCUGUGCGGAUCUGAGUGUGAUCCUUUGUACGCGUAAGUUUUUCCUGGGUAUACCAGUUUUCUCCCGCACGAAGCCAAAACACUCGUUUAUAUAAUUGGCCAAACAUCCCAAUGUAGUGGGACCCUGCUGAAAUACGAGUCAUGAGACUGGUGAGGACUUCCUGGUCCAGGAACAUUUCCAUAAUCAUUGUACAAAGUUACCAGCACGAGACGCGGGGCAGGUGGGGGUGCAUGGGCUGGGUCUCACUGCCAAGUUGACUCUCUGAGCCUUGCCUGGAGGUUCUGUCCUUUGUACUCCUCCCUCCCAUAAGUCCCCAGUCUCAGCUAUCAAACUACUGCUCCCCCUCCCUUCCCCGACUCUACCCACUCCCUCCACCCUGCCCCCCAACCCCCUCCACCCUACCCCCCCCCACACCCCCUCCACCCUGCCCCCCUCCCUUACCCAUGUGCGAUCCCUGCUGGUUUGAGCUCACCCUAAUCAUGUUUUGUGAAAUAUGAAUAUUUGGGGCUGUACAUAAUCCUGUAAUAAUCCUCACAGGUCACUCUGUCAUCUUGUGUAGUUUCAUUGUCUUUACUACUUUUUUGCUUUUCUUUUUCUCAAAAAAAAAGUUUUAAAUGAGUGGCUUGGUUGUCAAUAAAAAAAACUGUAGUUCUUUCAUGUGAACGUGUAAUAAACGUGACGUAAAUUAUGCACUUGCCAAA
This is a messenger RNA of Petromyzon marinus (sea lamprey), 5020 nucleotides long. RefSeq names its product MAP/microtubule affinity-regulating kinase 3-like. Gene Ontology annotation, molecular function: ATP binding; tau-protein kinase activity. Lineage: Eukaryota; Metazoa; Chordata; Hyperoartia; Petromyzontiformes; Petromyzontidae. Gene Ontology annotation, biological process: microtubule cytoskeleton organization; protein phosphorylation; intracellular signal transduction. Gene Ontology annotation, cellular component: cytoplasm. The record is from RefSeq and is a predicted model, not a curated record.